Molecule: messenger RNA, 6510 nt
Organism: Hypanus sabinus (Atlantic stingray)
Lineage: Eukaryota; Metazoa; Chordata; Chondrichthyes; Myliobatiformes; Dasyatidae
Product: zinc finger protein 585A-like
Exons: 6
Coding region: 1175-4924 (1249 amino acids)
Cellular component (GO): nucleus
Source: RefSeq, a predicted model, not a curated record
CCCAGCUCUGUCUCCCUCAUCCUCCCUGCCCGUCCUCAUCGACCCGGAGAAACACACAGAACAGUGGAUUGUAAUAACGGAUUGCAUUAGCUGGUUUUCGAGUCAGUGGAUUCGCAGUAAAGUCAAUGGAACUACAGGUUCUGGAAUGCUUCUGGAAGACUGAAAAAUUGCAUAUGUCACUCCACUCUUCAAGAAGGGAGGGAGGCAGAAGAAACAAAAUCAUAGGCCAGUUUGUCUGACCUCAGUGGUUGAGAAGAUAUUGGAGUCCGUUUUUAAGGAUGCGGUUUCGGAGUCUUUGAAGGCACAUGAUAAAGUAUGGUUUGCUCAAGGGUAUUGACGGGCUUGACCUGAACAUGGCAAUUCGAUCACAGCAGGAUCUGACAGUCACUCUGUGUAUCGGCAGCUGAAAACUGUGCGAGGAGAAAUGCUCGCCUGCUAUACCUCUGCUGGGAAGCGAUUUCAAUCCUCAUUGCGACUGGCAGGUCUGUGAGACUCGUACACAAGACAGAUCGUUCCAGAUUCCUCACUGUCGAUGGAGAUUUAAACACGUCCAGAGAAGGGAGCACUAAAGAAAGAAAGUAAACACACAUUGUGAGUGCGAUAGAUUUUCACUGAUCACCUACCAGCUUGAAUUCCUUCCCGUCAACCCACCUUCCUUUCUGGCUCCUUCCCACUUUCUUUCAAGUCAUGACAAAGGAUCUCUUCCCAAAACGUCAACUGUUUACUGCUCUCCGUAGAUGCCACCUGAUCUGUUUAGUUCCCCCAGCAUUUUGUGUGUGUUGUGAGAGAUUGUGAUAAUCGCUCAGCCAGUGGAAAAAUCAGGUGGAUAUUAUAGAAUGGAACUCUACAGAACACUUCAAUGCAGAAACAGGCUCUCUGACCCAUCCAGUCCAUGACGAAGUUUUCUUCCCGUCUUGGUGUUCCCUUAAGCAACUCGAGAAGUCAGAAACAGUUCGAGUUGUUAAUGGUUGGAAACAAAGCAAUCUCCUAUCCCAGCAGUAGUCUUAUCUUUGAUGCAGGGGUGACGUUGUUGUCUAUUGUGUGUCUGGUCAGUGGGCUGCAGAUGUAACCAUUGUUGAAAACACUUCACAUCAGUGACAUCAUUUCAUGUUCAUUAGGAAACGUUAAGCAUUCCAGUGCCCUGAUAACACACCAACAAAAGCACACAGCUGAGAUGCCUUUCACCUGCUCCGAGUGUGGAAAGGAAUUGUUGAGAGCUUCUCAACUACGUAUACAUCAGCGAAUUCACACUGGAGAGAGACCCUUUACCUGCUCAGAGUGUGGGAAGGGGUUCAGGGAGUCAGCUAACCUGAAGAAGCACCAGAAAAUUCACACAAGCGAGAGGCCGUUUACCUGCUCCGAAUGUGGGAAGGGAUUCAUUGAGUCAUCCAACCUGGUGACUCACCAGCGGGUGCACACCGGAGAGAAGCCCUUCACCUGCUCCGAGUGUGGGAAGGGAUUCAGUCGAUCAUCCCACCUCCUGAGGCACCAGCACAUUCACACCGGGGACAGGCCGUUCACCUGCUCCGUCUGUGGGAAGGGAUUCACCCAGUCAACCUAUCUGGUGAUGCACCAGCGAGUUCACGCCGCUGACAGACCGUUCAUCUGCUCUGUCUGUGGGAAACCGCUGGCUGAUUCCUCUCAACUACUGAUACACCAGCGAACCCACACAGCAGAGAAAUCAUUCAUCUGCUCUGUGUGUGGAAAGGGAUUUGCUCACUCAGCCAAACUGAAGAGACACCACCGGGUCCACACUGGGGAGAGACCGUUCAUCUGCUCUGAGUGCGGGAAGGGAUUCACUCAGUCAUCCUCCCUGCGGACACACCACCGUAUUCACACGGGGGAGAAGCCGUACACGUGCACUGAGUGCGGAUUGGGAUUCAGCACUUCAUCCAUCUUGGUAGCUCACCAGCGAGUUCACACUGGGGAGAGGCCAUUCACCUGCCCCGACUGCGGUGUGGGAUUCAGUCGGUCAUCGCACCUACAAACUCACCGGCGGAUUCACACCGGGGAGAAGCCGUUCAUCUGCUCCGACUGUGGUAUGGGAUUCAGUCGGUCCUCCAACCUGCUAAAACACCGGCGGGUCCACACUGGGGAGAGGCCGUUCACCUGUGCUCAGUGCGGGAAGGGUUUCACCCAGUCAUCCCACCUGCUCACGCACCAGCGAGUUCACACCGGCGAGCGGCCGUUCACCUGCUCCGAGUGUGGGAAGGGAUUCACCGAGUCCUCUGGUCUGCUCACCCACCAGCGGGUCCACACCGGGGAGAGACCAUUCAGCUGCUCUGAGUGCGGGAAAGCAUUCACUCUCUCCUCUUACCUGCUGAAGCAUCAGCGUGUUCACACCAGAGUGAGACCGUUCACUUCCUCCGAGUGUGGGAAGGGAUUCAAAGUCUUUUCCAAGCUGCAGAAUCACCAGCAAGUCCACACGGGGGAGAAGGAUGCCGACCUGGGCUCCGGCUCUCCGGGCCAGGCCAGGCCAGGCCGGCUGGAGGCUCCGGCAGCCCGGAGGUGGGAGAGAGGAGCCGGGGGGCAGGAGGACGCCGGUUCCCAGGCCGCGCAGGCGCACCGAACAUGCGCGGUGCUGCGGCGGAGCGAGGAGCCCCGAGGAGACGAGCGCUGGUCCACCAACAAAAAUAACACUGUUGAGAUGCCUUUCACCUGCUCUGAGUGUGGAAAAGGAUUAUCAAAUCCUUCACAACUACUGAUACAUCAGCGAAUUCACACCGGAGAGAGACCCUUUAGCUGCUCAGAGUGUGGGAAGGGGUUCACGCAGUCAGCCAACUUGAAGAGACACCAACAAGUUCACACAGGGGAGAGGCCAUUUACCUGCUCUGAAUGUGGGAAGGGAUUCACUCAGUCAUCACAUCUAGUGACCCACCAGCGGGUGCACACCGGAGAGAGGCCUUUCACCUGCUCCGAGUGUGGCAUGGCGUUCAGUAGAUCUUCCAUCCUGGUUACCCACCAGCGAGUUCACACCAGGGAGAGGCCUUUCACCUGCUCCAAGUGUGGGAAGGGAUUCAGUCGGUCAUGUAACCUGGUUACACACCAGCGAGUACACACCGGAGAGAAGCCCUUCACCUGCUCCGAGUGUGGGAAGGGAUUCAGUCGAUCAUCCCACCUGCUGAUACAUCAGCAGGUUCACAGUGGGGAGAGGCCAUUCACCUGCUCCGACUGCGGGAAAGGGUUCACUCAGUCAUCUACCCUGCUGAAACACCAGCGAGUUCACACCGGGGACAGGCCGUUCACCUGCUCCGUCUGUGGGAAGGGAUUCACCCAGUCAACCUAUCUGGUGAUGCACCAGCGAGUUCACGCCGCUGACAGACCGUUCAUCUGCUCUGUCUGUGGGAAAGAACUGGCAGAUUCCUCUCAACUACUGAUACACCAGCGAACCCACAAAGCAGAGAAAUCAUUCAUCUGCUCUGUGUGUAGAAAGGGAUUUGCUCACUCAGCCAAACUGAAGAGACACCACCGGGUCCACACUGGGGAGAGACCGUUCAUCUGCUCUGAGUGCGGGAAGGGAUUCACUCAGUCAUCCUCCCUGCGGACACACCAGCGUAUUCACACGGGGGAGAAGCCGUACACGUGCACUGAGUGCGGAUUGGGAUUCAGCAGGUCAUCCAUCUUAGUAGCUCACCAGCGAGUUCACACUGGGGAGAGGCCGUUCACCUGCCCCGACUGCGGUGUGGGAUUUAGUUGGGCAAAGAACCUGCAAACUCACCGGCGGAUUCACACCGGGGAGAAGCCGUUCACCUGCUCCGACUGUGGUAUGGGAUUCAGUCGGUCCUCCAACCUGCUAAAACACCGGCGGGUCCACACUGGGGAGAGGCCGUUCACCUGUGCUCAGUGCGGGAAGGGUUUCACCCAGUCAUCCCACCUGCUCACGCACAAGCGAGUUCACACCGGCGAGCGGCCGUUCACCUGCUCCGAGUGUGGGAAGGGAUUCACCGAGUCCUCUGGUCUGCUCACCCACCAGCGGGUCCACACCGGGGAGAGACCAUUCAGCUGCUCCGAGUGCGGGAAAGCAUUCACUCUCUCUUCUUACCUACUGAAGCAUCAGCGUGUUCACACCAGAGUGAGACCGUUCACUUCCUCCGAGUGUGGGAAGGGAUUCAAAGUCUUUUCCAAGCUGCAGAAUCACCAGCAAGUCCACAAGGGGGAGAAGGAUAACUCGCACCGAUUUUGCCCCAGCCGGGGACUGCUUCUCGGGCCCUUGACAAUAUUCAGCCUCGGCAUUGACUUAAUCCGCGAUCCGAGGCUCAGCUUCGACCCGCCGCCGAACUCUCAGAGGCCGCUGUGUGUCUGGGACGCCGAUCAGUGUCCGGUGCCCGCUACAAUGAGCCUUCGACAGUGUCCCGACUGCGGGAGAAACUACAAACGGCCCAACGAUUUGAUGAGGCAUCAGCGGAUUCACACGGGGCAAAGGCCGUUCACCUGCUCCGAAUGUGGGAAAGGAUUCACCGAGUCUUCCAUCUUACUGAGACACCAGCGCGUUCACACCGGAGAAAGACCUUUCACUUGCUCCGAGUGCGGGAAGGGAUUCAGCCGAUCGUCCAGUUUGGUGACCCACCGGCGAGUCCACACGGGCGAGAAGCCGUUCGUCUGUUCCGAGUGCGGGAAGGGAUUCACCCAGUCGUCCAGCCUGGUCACACACUAUCGGGUUCACACCGGAGAGAGGCCGUUCAGCUGCCCUGUCUGUGGGAAGGGAUUCACUCAGUCGUACGGCCUGGUGAUCCACCAGCGAAUGCACACGGGAGAGAGGCCGUUCAGCUGCCCUGACUGUGGGAAGGGCUUCACUCAGUCCUACAGCCUGGUGAUCCACCAGCGGAUGCACACAGGAGACAGGCUCUUCACCUGCUUCCAAUGUGGCAAGGGAUUCACCGAAUCAUCGGCCUUAUUGAGGCACCAGAGAGUUCAUGCCGGCUAGAGCCCCAUCACCUGGUCUGACUGCGGGAGGGAGUUCACCGACUCUUCACCUGUCGACCCGCCGCCGAGUUCCUACCAGCGGAAGGCCGUUCGGCUGCUCUGCAUGCCGGACAGGAUUCACUUGUUCAUCUGCCUCGCUGGCUCACCUGGAGGCUGUUUUGUGCUGGGGAGAGGACAAUCGCCUGCUCCGGGUGCCGUGUCGGAUUUGCUGGUCAGCCAGGGUCCCGAGACAACGAGCAACUGGAACAGAUGUGGAAUUUGUACGCGCCGCAGCCGCCGAGACGCCAGCCAGCCUGAAGACAGACCCUGGGCGGAAAGGCGACACGGGGCACAGCUCUGCCGACGUGAGUGACUCCUAUGACUGAACCGGAGCUAAAUGGGUUCAAGACUAAGAUACCAGUUUGCGUUAAAACAUUCCGUGACGCGUCCUUUGUGUUAACAACUGACUCCUGGAUGGUUGCGGGUCAAGAACGCGCGGGGGGCAGCCCGCCAGGGCCAACGUAGCUCGUCAGAACAAAACAGACAACAAAACAACAGCAGCAAAAUAAAGCCCCAUUCCUCCCGCCCCAUCACUCACACGGUCCUUUAACCCCAGGGCGUUCCACCCCCGCUGUCGAUUCGGCUCGGACUUACAGACUAAUAAAGCGGUUUGGUUUGAAACACCCGUCUCUCAAGCCCCUAUAUCUGUGAGAAUCUGAAACUUAGUUCCACACAGCUAUAGGUACACCCGGGAGAAGAUGUCCUCUCCGCCUAGCGUGUCUGCUCCACGCCGGCCUCCUUCCAGCUCACCCGCGGGAUCAUUCUGCCGUUCAUCGGGCGCCAGCUUCCAGGUAUCGGUGAUUGUCCGCAUGGUGGCCCAAGGGGAGAGAUUUCCCCGGAAUCCCCGCCAGGGAAGGACGGCAUCUGAUGCCAGAUAAUCCCCGUUACUGGGGGUCUCCGGCGUCAGAGGCGAGUUAAACUCUUUUCUCCCAGCCCGCGUUCAACGCCACUCAUAAAAGUACACUCGAAAGGGCUCAGCUGGGGAUGUGCCGCAAAUCCCGUCUUUCCCAGAACGUGCAAUUCCACACCGGCCUCACAGACAGCGUCCUCGCAUCUGCUUUGGAGCAGAACCCUCUCGCAGAAUACAGGAACCACAGCGAACUAAGUGUCAGGGCGUGUACGGUCCAGGACAAAGAAGUGGACGAGAAAAUCACUGCAGACGCGACCCACCCUGCAAACUGCUUUUCCCAGAAGUCCCCUCCUGGGAAGUGUUAAAGGGCUAUUAAAACAAAACAGGAAAGAGUGUCUCUCCCCACCCCCCGGUAAUUAAUCUGAUCGACCAUUCCAGUUGCCUCCUUCCACAUUACCUCAGUCACUGGAAUGUAGUGUUAACACAUUAAAUUGCUGUUUACAUUGUCAAUACACGCUGCUAUUUGUGUGUUUACGCACAUUUCAUCUCAAAUCCGUGCUUGUAACUUUAUUUUCAGAUAGUUUUUUACUCUCUGUAAAUGUUGAAUGUUGUUUUUUUGUUGCGUGUCGCAUCAACACACCGCAGCAGAUUCCUAAUACAUGUGAACGUACUUGGUGAAUAAAGUGAAGUUUUCACAC